Messenger RNA from Rattus norvegicus (Norway rat), 3273 nucleotides. It is a transcript of the gene Cpt1b, whose product is annotated as carnitine palmitoyltransferase 1B. Gene Ontology annotation, cellular component: mitochondrion; mitochondrial intermembrane space; mitochondrial outer membrane. Gene Ontology annotation, biological process: fatty acid beta-oxidation; carnitine shuttle; carnitine metabolic process. Gene Ontology annotation, molecular function: carnitine O-palmitoyltransferase activity; acyltransferase activity. The record is from RefSeq and is a predicted model, not a curated record. NCBI's taxonomy places the organism in Eukaryota, Metazoa, Chordata, Mammalia, Rodentia, Muridae.
AGACUGGGCUUAUGGCUAACCGAAAGGGGGUUUGGGGAAGAGGACUGGAGAGGAAUGGGACAACAGUGGGCCCUGAAUGCCACUGCCAACCUUGAGCCCUGGAAUUAGGGAAGAGGCUACACAGCUGACUCCUGGUGACCUUUUCCCUACAUUCAGCUAUUUUUAGCACUGAUGCAACCAUGCUCACGUGAGACCCUCCCUUUCCCCAGUCCCAGACCUUCCAGCAACCUUCAGCAAGCUUGUGGGAAAACUCUACCCACCCUCCCUAGGCGCUCCCCCAAAAGGAGGGUGUCCUGGUUCCCGCCCAUAUCUGUUUUCUCCACCCCAAUUUGGGAGUGGGUAUCAAGUUCCCAGUGAGGACAGGGCGGGGCCGGGCAGGGGUGGCCAGGCCUGAAGGACGUGGGGACAUGGGCCAGAGAGGCCAGACCCAUACACCGACAGAAGCAAACCUGAGCUGUGCUGACUAAACCCCAGGAUGGCGGAAGCACACCAGGCAGUAGCUUUCCAGUUCACUGUGACCCCAGACGGGGUCGACUUCCGGCUUAGUCGGGAGGCUCUGAGACACAUCUACCUGUCUGGAAUCAACUCCUGGAAGAAACGCCUUAUUCGAAUCAAGAAUGGUAUCCUUAGGGGUGUGUACCCUGGCAGCCCUACCAGCUGGCUGGUUGUUGUCAUGGCAACAGUUGGUUCCAACUACUGCAAAGUGGACAUCUCCAUGGGGCUGGUCCAUUGCAUCCAGAGAUGCCUCCCGACAAGGUAUGGCUCCUACGGGACCCCACAGACCGAGACACUUCUCAGUAUGGUCAUCUUCUCCACCGGAGUCUGGGCGACAGGCAUUUUUUUAUUCCGACAAACCCUGAAGCUGCUGCUUUCCUAUCAUGGGUGGAUGUUCGAGAUGCACAGCAAGACCAGCCAUGCCACCAAGAUCUGGGCUAUCUGUGUUCGUCUCCUGUCCAGCCGGCGGCCCAUGCUCUAUAGCUUCCAAACAUCACUGCCCAAGCUUCCUGUCCCCAGUGUGCCAGCCACAAUUCACCGGUACUUGGAUUCUGUGCGGCCCUUGCUGGAUGACGAAGCCUAUUUCCGCAUGGAGUCGUUGGCCAAAGAAUUCCAGGACAAGAUUGCCCCCAGACUGCAGAAAUACCUGGUGCUGAAGUCAUGGUGGGCAACCAACUAUGUAAGUGACUGGUGGGAAGAGUACGUCUACCUCCGAGGCAGGAGCCCCAUCAUGGUGAACAGCAACUAUUACGCCAUGGAUUUUGUGCUUAUUAAGAACACGAGCCAACAAGCAGCACGUUUGGGAAACACCGUUCACGCCAUGAUCAUGUAUCGCCGCAAACUGGACCGAGAAGAGAUCAAGCCGGUAAUGGCACUGGGUAUGGUACCCAUGUGCUCCUACCAGAUGGAGAGGAUGUUCAACACUACACGCAUCCCAGGCAAAGAGACAGACUUGCUACAGCACCUCUCAGAGAGCAGGCACGUGGCUGUCUACCACAAAGGUCGCUUCUUCAAGGUUUGGCUCUAUGAGGGCUCGUGCCUGCUCAAGCCCCGAGACCUCGAGAUGCAGUUCCAGAGAAUCCUCGAUGACACCUCCCCGCCUCAGCCUGGAGAGGAAAAGCUGGCAGCCCUCACCGCAGGAGGAAGGGUAGAGUGGGCAGAAGCACGUCAGAAGUUCUUUAGCUCUGGCAAGAACAAGAUGUCCCUGGAUACCAUCGAACGUGCUGCUUUCUUUGUGGCCCUGGACGAAGACUCUCACUGUUACAACCCUGAUGACGAGGCCAGUCUCAGCCUCUACGGCAAAUCCCUGCUGCACGGCAACUGCUAUAACAGGUGGUUCGACAAAUCUUUCACUCUCAUCUCCUGCAAGAAUGGCCAGCUGGGCCUCAACACAGAACACUCAUGGGCAGAUGCUCCCAUCAUCGGUCACCUCUGGGAGUUCGUCCUGGCCACUGAUACCUUUCACCUGGGCUACACGGAGACAGGACACUGUGUGGGUGAACCCAACACCAAGUUGCCGCCGCCUCAGCGGAUGCAGUGGGACAUUCCCGAGCAGUGCCAGACAGCCAUCGAGAAUUCGUACCAAGUAGCCAAGGCCCUGGCUGAUGAUGUGGAGUUAUACUGCUUCCAGUUCUUACCCUUCGGCAAAGGCCUGAUCAAGAAGUGUCGGACCAGCCCUGAUGCCUUUGUGCAGAUUGCCCUGCAGCUGGCUCAUUUCCGGGACAAAGGCAAGUUCUGCCUGACCUAUGAGGCCUCCAUGACAAGAAUGUUCCGAGAGGGGCGGACAGAGACUGUGCGUUCCUGUACUAGCGAGUCCACGGCCUUUGUGCGGGCCAUGAUGACGGGGUCCCAUAAGAAACAAGACCUCCAAGACCUCUUCCGGAAAGCCUCCGAAAAACACCAAAACAUGUACCGCCUAGCCAUGACAGGGGCUGGGAUCGACAGGCACCUCUUCUGCCUCUACAUCGUCUCCAAGUACUUAGGGGUUAGAUCUCCUUUCCUGGACGAGGUGCUUUCGGAACCCUGGAGCCUCUCCACCAGCCAGAUCCCCCAGUUCCAGAUCUGCAUGUUUGACCCAAAGCAGUACCCCAAUCAUCUGGGUGCUGGAGGUGGCUUUGGUCCUGUGGCCGACCACGGAUACGGGGUUUCCUACAUGAUCGCAGGCGAAAACACAAUGUUCUUCCAUGUUUCCAGCAAGUUAUCGAGUUCAGAAACGUUCCCACAGAACGCCCUGCGCUUCGGGAACCACAUCCGUCAAGCACUGCUGGAUAUCGCCGACCUUUUCAAAAUUUCCAAGACUGACAGCUGAGACCAGGAGACACACCAGCUGCCCUUUGGUCCCCACCUGGUGGAGGAAGAGGUCUGUGGCCAGUUCACAGGCAUAAGGGGUGGCAUGCACACGUGCCCAGUUCUGAGACCAGCUCCAGCGGCAGGGGCUCCCCAGGCAGACACUGCUCCUCCAGGGCCCGGUCGGAGGUGGGAUUGGAGUGGUGAGGGAACUUUGAUCUUUUUUUUUCCCCCGGUCUUGGUAGAUGCUAAUAAAAAUAAGGCUGUAUAAUUCUCUCUCAGCCCUUAGGUGCCUAUGUUUGGUUAGAGAACUAGAAGGCCUUUCCCCUGCCCCUGCUCAGGUUAGGGUGGUGGCGACUGAAGGGCCGGGUGAAUGUUCAUAAUGGCUUUUUACCUGCUUUGAAAUGUGUGCUUUUCCUGAAUAAUGCGGACUUCGAGAGUGCUGUCCAACCUCUCAUGUGCACUUGGAAUAAAUUCUUACUUUAGAACCUU